AUGCACUCUGACCACGUCCCGGCGUCCUAUCGGUCCCCUCCCACCGGACGGAGCCUGUAUGACCCCACGACUCCUGCACGGGUCCAGAGCCUGUGCCGGGUCUACACGAAGAUCACCUACCAGGACACCAACUACAGGCGCUCUAUUCCAGCUGAAGAGCGCCUGUCCAUCUGUCUGCGGUUUCUUGCCACUGGGGACUCCUACAGGACCAUUGCGGGGAGCUUCAGAGCGGGCAUAUCCACCGUCUCCAUGCUCAUCCCAGAUGUGGUGGCAGCCAUCUGGGACUGCCUCGUGGAGGAGUUCAUGGCUGUGCCUGGAGCAGAGGAGUGGAGGUAA
Molecule: messenger RNA, 336 nt
Organism: Knipowitschia caucasica
Lineage: Eukaryota; Metazoa; Chordata; Actinopteri; Gobiiformes; Gobiidae
Source: the annotation of a GenBank genome assembly